Messenger RNA from Daldinia loculata, 618 nucleotides. RefSeq lists its product as uncharacterized. The transcript has a single exon. The record is from RefSeq and is a predicted model, not a curated record. The coding region runs from base 1 to 618 and encodes 205 amino acids. Lineage: Eukaryota; Fungi; Ascomycota; Sordariomycetes; Xylariales; Hypoxylaceae.
AUGGAUCUUGCUACGAUUCCAUUUACUAUACUAAGCGAUCUGAAAACAGUAUGGGAUUUCUGUAAGAUCGCACGAGAGCUCACUGAUGUCCCAGAAACCUCCAAGGUGUUCGUGAGGAUACUUGAGCAGGUCAGCCGCGAUAACGAAUAUGCCCGCGAUUUUUUCAACAAAAUCCAACCACACAGAAAGGAUGAUCGCACCCAGUUCCAAUGGAUCGUGGAAGUAAUCACUACAAAUAGCCAUAAAAUCAGUAACGUCAUGAACUUCAUAAGCCGACUGGACCUAUCAAAUUUGCCAAACCUCAAACACCGGAUCGAUUUUGUCUUGAAAAAAGAGAAAACUCUCAACGACCAGGAGAAAGUAUUGCGCUUUUCGCACAAUCGUUUAUUAGCCGUCGUCGGCACAAUGCACUUAUUGGCUUUUCAGCUUGGCUCUUCAAGCAAGUCGUCUCUGUCCUCGCCUGCAGCAAAGCCUUUGCGAAGCAGAGCAUCUCCAGCACCACCACAGCGCCACCCGCGUACAAAAGAUACCGAUUGCAUUCUAGGUCGACUAGGUGUUGUCGAUGAAAAGGUGGUUGAACAUGUUACUAUCACCACCAUUGAGGGGCCCGGGUUUUGA